AACAUGGGACGCCUUCAACAUUCAGUAGCUGCGCUGCUUCUUGUGCUAUCGAUUGCUGCGAUCACCGGCACCACAGAUGCACAGGAUGAACAAGGACCGGUGGUGAACAUCGAAGGCCUGGGAUCAGUUUUGGGAAUCAUGGGUCAAACUGCCUGGACUUCAAGACCCAUCUACAAGUUCUUCAACAUCAAGUAUGCAGAGGCACCGGUCGGAGAACAGCGCUUCCGAGCUCCAGUCAGUGUACUUCCCUGGUCCGGAGUCAUGAACGUUACUGCUCCUGGCAGAGAAUGCCCCCAGUCUCGUACUCUCUCGAGAGAUGAUCCAAACCCUGAGGACUGUCUGACGCUUUCCGUCUACUCCAACGAUCUUCAAGCUAACCGUCCUGUUAUGGUUUACAUCCACGGAGGUGCAUUCGUGGUCGGUUCGGCAGAGCGCUUCGGUCCGGAAUAUUUGCUCGAGAAAGACAUCGUCCUUGUCGUCAUCCAGUAUCGUUUGGGUACGCUCGGUUUUCUCUCAACUGGUACCGAACGUAUACCUGGUAAUGCCGCCAUGUACGAUGUGAGGGAGUCCCUCGAGUGGGUAUCUCGACACAUUCGUCACUUUGGAGGAAACCCACAGGACGUUACGAUCUUCGGUGAGUCCGCCGGAGGACAUGCAGUGUCUGCAAUGCUACACAGCCCUCUAGUGCGUGAGGAUCUCUUCCAUCGUGCCAUCAUUCAAUCCGGGACCACGUUUAUGCCCUGGGUCACCUGUCAGGAUCCUACCGAAGGAUCCUACGACAUCGCUAGAAUCAUUGGAUGUCCUAUGACUUCUCCCAAUGAGAUCGACAACUGUCUCAAACAGGCAUCUGUUCGGGAUCUCGUCCAGGCUCAAGACCAACACAAGAAAAAUGAGUUCAGUUCCCCAGGAUACCCGAAAGUAGCCGGAGCUUGCAUUACUAUCGGUGGACCGCUCGGAAACCAAAAUUUAAUGCCCGUUCAUCCUAAGGAGUCUACCUACUUCCGCAAUGUUCCGAUCAUCUUCGGUAUGAACUCUCAGGAGGGUCUCAUAUUUUUCAACGAAUAUUUUCAAGAUGGUCUUAACUCGCAACCAAUUGAAUUCCAAAAUGACUGGGACUUCCUCGAGUUUGUCAAAACCCUCAACGUUAAAUUCGGAUCGGCCGCAUUCGUCGAUGCAGUCGUUGGUUAUGAGCUCUUGAGCAAGACCACCUGGGAGGAAAUGGGUCGCGCCAACUUCUCCGAACUUGUUCCAUUUCUUAUUGAUAUUGCCGGUAACUUGGCACUGAAGUAUGGAUCAGUGGAGGAAGCCAACCGAUUCGCCAGAGCACAUCCGGGACAAAUCUACCUCUACAACUUCGAUUAUGUCGGUCCCCCGUCUCCUAUGACGCCCAGUUUUCCAUACGAUGUACCCAACAGCGUCGGUCAUGGUGACGAGCUGAAGUAUCUGUUUCCGAUGUCUGGCAACCUCGGCGAUGUUCAUGUGCAAAUGGCUAGAAUCAUGGUCGAUCUAUGGACAUCCUUUGCGAUUACCAGCGUGCCUGUGGCAAACAAUGUUAUUGCAUGGCCCCCCGUAUCGAGACCGUACGGGCCCUACUUACGAUUAGUAAAUCCACCGGAAAGAAAAGAAUAUUUUGUUCACGAGCUUACUAAUACCGUGGUGAAGGCCAGAGAAAGCAAUGGAGCCCUUCGAAUGCAGUUCUCUCUUUUAUCGAUGUUUCUAGCGCUUCUAGCUGCAGUUAUUCGAAGCGUUUCGCCACUUCCAAUGCAUGUGCAGUGGGUUUCUAUCGGUUUGUUAUCAGUGUGUCUGCUGCUUUUGCUUAGUGACCGUGUUAGCAGUCAGCAGAGUUCUCCGCUCGUGGUGAUUGAUGGCCUCGGCACGGUACAAGGAACACGGGGCCGUACGGCAUGGAGUGAUCGUGAAAUUUACAAGUUUUAUAACAUCCGAUAUGCGGAAGCACCGAUCGGGCAGCAGCGUUUUCGCAAUCCAGUGUCUGUGAAACCAUGGAGCGGAGUGUUUAAUGCAGUUUCACCUGGGAAACCAUGUCCCCAGCUUGGAUUGAACAGUACCAGUGAUGCUAAUGCCGAAGAUUGUCUCACACUGUCGGUGUACACACAAAAUAUAACCGCCAACCGUCCUGUAAUGGUGUUUAUUCACGGAGGUGCAUUCGUGGUGGGGGCCGCUUCCUACUACGAACCAGACUAUCUGCUCGAAAAGGACAUCGUGCUAGUUUCAGUACAGUAUCGUCUAGGACCGUUGGGUUUCCUGUCAACAGGCACAGCAAACAUUCCGGGCAACAUGGCCAUGCUGGACAUGAUAAUGGCGCUGGAGUGGGUAUCGAGUUACAUACGCUUUUUCGGCGGUGACAGCACCGCAGUCACCAUAUUCGGGGAGUCGGCCGGUGGUGCUGCAGUAUCCGCAUUGCUCUACAGUCCUUCCGUGCGAGACGAUCUGUUCCAUCGUGCCAUCAUACAAUCUGGAUCGAUAUUUUCUCCCUGGGCGACUUGCAGAUCGCCCAAGGAGGGAGCCCUCGACAUUGCUCGUCGCGUUAACUGCGAUCGGCCCGCCGAAACCAUGGAGGAUUGUUUGCGUUCCGUGCCAGCGCUAAGACUGAUGGAAGCGUACGAGGAGCAUAAGAACAUGCAAUUCAACCUCACCGGCUAUCCGGACGUUUCCGGCGCAUGCAUCGUAAUCGGCGAAGCAUCACCAUUUAUGCCAAAGCAUCCAAAAACACUGACACGCAGUGCGUUCCGGAAUGUGGAGCUAAUGGCUGGAACCACCUCGCAGGAAGGGCUCAUGUUUUGGGAAGGUGUAUACCGUUACGGACUGUCCUACAAACCAGACAACAUUCAAUCCUCGUGGGAGCUUCUGCAGCUUAUCGAUACGAUCAAUGAGCGCUUUGGUGCCAACUCGAACGAUGGAUCCCACACGUGGCAUCAAAUUUUCAGCACGUUCCUCAGCGGUGAGCUGGAUCGGGCCAACUUUACCGAGCUGCUGCCCGGACUGGUGGACAUCUGCGGUAAUCUAGCUAUUAAAGCGCCAGUGCUGCAGGACGUGACACGAUUCGCGCAUGCCAAUGCGGGCAAAGUUUAUCUGUACAGUUUCGAUUACAGUGGCACACCGUCGAUGUACAACUUUUCGGCGGGCGAUGAAUUCAACUAUCCGUACCGCAAUAAUUCAUUCCACGCGGAAGAUCUGUUCUACCUUUUCCCGCUCGGUCAGCGGCUCGAUCAGCGUGACACGGAGAUCGCCAAAACGAUGGUUGAGCUGUGGACUUCGUUUGCGAUCAGUGGUCGACCAAUGGCAGCUGGCUUGAAACAGAACUGGAAUCCCGUUUCUCAUUUUCACGGACCCUAUGUGAAAAUCAAUGAAGAAUGCGAGGAACGGCAAAACUAUUUCAACGAAUUUUCUGCCUCUACUGACAAGGCUAGGAACCAACGAUCAGCGGGAACUAUACUUCAACUUUCAAGAGUAGCUAUCGUUCUAGCAAUAAUUCACAGUGUAAUUAAACACGUUGUGCAAUAA
Anopheles maculipalpis is the source of this 3522-nucleotide messenger RNA. RefSeq lists its product as uncharacterized. Bases 4 to 3522 code for a protein of 1172 amino acids. The record is from RefSeq and is a predicted model, not a curated record. Lineage: Eukaryota; Metazoa; Arthropoda; Insecta; Diptera; Culicidae. The transcript has 10 exons.